CAGUCAAAGUCCAACAAAGGCGGGCGGAAUGACUUCAGUGACUCGUUUUUGGCUUUUGGUGACAGUCGCUGUGGCUGGAAGGGCGAAGAACGACGGCGACGACGAGUGGGUUCAUCUUCCGGACAAUUGUGAAGUGUGCAAGUUUGUCAGCAUCGAGAUGAAGUCCGCGUUCGACGAAACGGGGAAGACCAAGGAAGUCAUCGACCGCAACUAUCGCUUCAUUGACAGCAAGGGAGCUCCGCCCAUCAAAUAUGUCAAGUCCGACCUGCGCUUCAUCGAGGUGCUGGAGAACGUGUGUCACAGGCUGCUCGAGUACAACCUGCACAAAGAGAGAAGCGGCAGCAACCGCUUCGCCAAGGGCAUGUCCGAGACCUUCUCCACCCUUCACGGCCUGGUCAAUAAAGGCGUCAAUGUGGUCAUGGACAUUCCCUACGAGCUGUGGAACGAGACGUCGGCCGAAGUGUCUGACCUCAAGAAGCGGUGUGACGUGUUGGUGGAGCAGUAUGAGGAUGUGAUUGAAGACUGGUACAAAGGUAACCAGGAAGAAGACUUGACCACUUACCUGUGUGAGAAGCAUGUGCUGAAAGGAAAGGACACAGCCUGUUUGAAGGAGGAGUGGACACCCAAAAGGAAGGGAGACCAGGCGGCCAUUGCAGAAAAGAAGAAGAAAAGCAAAGCAGUUGACAGCAAGAAGAAAGUGAAGGAGGAGGAGGAGGAGGAGGAGGGAGUCCAGCCUCAGGUGUCUCUGUCUGGGACCAAGACUGAGCUGUGACAAAUCGAGCCGCAAUGCAGGAACACUUGCGUUCCUCUGUACUUUUGUUUUAAUGGUAAUGCUGGAUGUGUGUGUGUGUGUGUGUGUGUGUACAAGGUGCUAUUUAAAGAUGCACGCGUGCAUUUGCUAGUGUUUUGUUGUAAAACGUGCUUGAUGCUGUGGCAUUUGUGUCUUCCAAUAAAGUUUUAUAUGUAUAACUA
This is a messenger RNA of Phyllopteryx taeniolatus (common seadragon), 972 nucleotides long. Its product is annotated as protein canopy homolog 3-like. Bases 29 to 772 code for a protein of 247 amino acids. NCBI's taxonomy places the organism in Eukaryota, Metazoa, Chordata, Actinopteri, Syngnathiformes, Syngnathidae. The transcript is spliced from 6 exons. Gene Ontology annotation, molecular function: signaling receptor binding. The record is from RefSeq and is a predicted model, not a curated record. Gene Ontology annotation, cellular component: endomembrane system.